Armigeres subalbatus is the source of this 474-nucleotide messenger RNA. RefSeq lists its product as uncharacterized. Bases 1 to 474 code for a protein of 157 amino acids. Lineage: Eukaryota; Metazoa; Arthropoda; Insecta; Diptera; Culicidae. The record is from RefSeq and is a predicted model, not a curated record. The transcript has a single exon.
AUGACAGGUGAACUAAACGAAGAAAAGAAUACCCUUGAAGAAAAGAUCAGAGCUGACAUCAAAAAUCAGUUCGAAGUGAAGCUGAAGGAAUACAAAGAAGAAAUCAAAAAAGUCACAAAUGAAAACGAGAAAAAGAUGGAAUCCAUGGAGGAAAAAUACAAAGCACUGAACCACAAAUUCGAACAUCUGGUAUCAGUCUACAAAGAGGAGAAAACAAGAAGGAAAGCAGCCGAGAACGAACUUGAAAGUCUGAAAAAAGACAACAGUAAACUACAAGCAACAUUAAAUUUGUACGCACCCUCCCAUAGCGGACAGAAGAACCCAACUAAGCACACAAGAAGUCAAGAGAAGCAGCCAAGUUCGCCUCCAAGGAAAAAAGGAAACAAAAUGAAAGCAGUUAUCGAAGAAGUAGGAUAUAUUUCCACAGACCCAGAAAAUAACUCAGAUGACGGAAACGAGAAAAGGAAAUCCUAA